AUGUUGGGACGGCUGGUACUUAUACCGGCUUUAUUAGCAAUCGUUAGCUGCGAUUUGCCGUUAGAUGUCAACGAGGUGGUCUUCCGAGACGAUGACUCUCUCGGAUAUCGACUGCCCGAGGACUUAGACCCGAUAUCGUAUGAAGUAGAAGUAACGCCUUAUUUCGAGGAAGCACCAGAGAAUAAGACUCCAUUUACUUUUGAUGGUGUGGUGACAAUAGCUGUCAGGGCACUAAAGGAUAACCUAACUAGUUUGAUAAUUCAAGAAAACGUUAGAAACAUAACAGGAGUGAGUUUAGAGGCCAAUAGUACAAACACUCCAGUAACAGUAAAUGCAACAAAUCCAUUUACAAGGAUUAGAGAGUUUCAUUUACUGAGAGUAAAUUUAGACGAGGGUGUUACAUUGGUCAAUGGAGAUGUAUAUUUGUUAACUAUUACGUAUAUCGGGAACAUCAAUGAGACGCCGCUAUCGAGAGGCGUUUUCAGAGGAAGUUAUAGAGACAAGGACGGAAAACUACAUUGGUAUGCUGCAACGCAUCUUCAGCCAGUAAACUCGAGACAAGCGUUUCCCAGCUUCGACGAACCCGGAUUCAAAUCUACCUUCAAUAUUAUCGUUAAUCGUCCAGCACAUUUCACCGAAACGUUCUCUAAUAUGCCAAUCAAAGAAAAUUCAACCCAGGGCGAUCGUGUACGGGAAGUUUUCUAUACCACACCAAGAAUGUCUGCCUACUUGGUCACAUUUCAUAUCAGCGAAGAAUUUAAAGUCAUUGCAGAAAACAACAACGCAGAAGAGCCCUAUCGUAUCUUAGCCAGGCCUGAAGCUGAAGGGCAGGGUGAAUACGCAUUGGAAGUGGGACCACCCAUUACAAAAUGGCUCGUGGAUUACUUCAAUAUUAGUUACUAUGGUAUGGCAGAUGGUUUGAAGAAUGACCAAAUAGCGUCUCCUGAUUGGGCGUCUGGAGCCACGGAAAACUGGGGUUUGGUAACGUACAGAGAAAAUCGUCUUUUAUAUGAAGAGGGCGAAACCAAUAUUGUGGACAAGAUAAACAUUGGAACAAUAACAGCUCAUGAACUCGCUCAUAAAUGGUUUGGCAACCUGAUCACGUGCAGAUGGUGGGAUAACGUUUGGAUUAAUGAGGGAUUCGCCAGUUACUUUGAAUAUUUCGCUAUGGAUGGCGCUGAUCCAUCGUUGGAGCUGCAUGACCAAUUCAUCAUCAUGUACUUACAAAGCGCCUUGAGUGCUGAUGCGUCAUUGGGAACAAGAGCUCUGCGUCAUACUGUGAACAGUCCAAGUCAGGUGACCGGUCACUUCUCAGGCAUCAGCUAUUCCAAAGGAGCAUCUCUGUUACUCAUGUUGAAGCAUUUCUUAGGAGAGGGUACCUUCAAGACGGCUCUAAACAAGUUUUUGCUUGACAGGUCCUAUGAGCAUGCAUUCCCUGAAGAUCUGUAUCGUGCCUUCGCAAGUGCGGUUGAGAACAGUGAACAAAGUACAGACGUAGAUAUAGAAGCCUUCAUGCAGUACUGGGUAGACGAACCAGGCUAUCCAUUACUGACUGUGGAAUUUGAUACGGAAAAUGGGGUCUUAAGUCUUACACAGGAACGCUUCCUUAUAAAUCCUUCAGAUGAUAACACAGACCAGGUAUGGCCCUUACCAUUAACUUUUACCACUGGAGAUGACCCCGAUUGGUCUGACCUAACACCCAAACAUUUAAUGACUACCCCUACGCUUGAGAUCGAAGUGGAGGCCGGCGAAGAAUGGGUUAUUUUCAACUUGCAGCAGAAAGGUAUAUACAGAGUAAAUUACAAUGAACGAAAUUGGGAAUUGUUAGCAGCUGCUCUUGAUGAAGACCAUACCAAGAUUCAUCAUUUGAACAGAGCUCAAAUUGUUGAUGACGUAUUUGCACUUAUGAGGGCAGAGAAAUUGUCAUACAUGCUUGGAUUCAGGGUUCUUGCAUUCCUGAAAAAAGACACCGGUUUCUACUCGUGGUAUCCAGCUAUAUCCGGUUUUAACUGGUUGCGUAAUAGAUUACUACACAUUCCCGGUACUUUGGCGCAGUUUGAUGAUCUUCUUCAUCAGUACUUAGAUGAAGUAGUUAAAGAUGUUGGAUACGAUGGUCAGCCUGGCGAAGCUGUCACCAGAACACUUAACAGAUUCUAUAUAUUGUCUUUCGCAUGCAAUGUAGGAUAUCAGGGUUGCCUUGAAAAUUCAGCGCAGAAGUACGCCGCGUUUAAAGAUGAUAAUGUUAGUGUGGACCCUAACUUACGCCGGCAUGUCUUUUGCACGGGAUUGCGGCAAGGUGGCUACGAUGACUGGAGUAACUUGAGAAAUCGCAGAUUGAAUUCUAACAAUCACGCGGAUGCAUUCGUUACAUUGCGCGCUUUAGGCUGCACCAGCGACGAAAAGGCUGUUGAAGAGCACUUGGAAAAUAUUCUUACCGAAGAAGUGAAGGCACAAGAUAGGGUGAACGCAUUAAAUUUCCUCUACAUGGGAGUUCAAACAAAUGCCAAUAUCGUUCUACAAUUUUUGAAAACUAGAAUGGACGAUGUCAGAAUCGCAGUUGUGUUACCUGCUUGGUUUGAAAACGUUAUCACCAAUUUAGUAUCGUAUCUCAAUGAAGAGGGCUUGGAGGAUAUGGAAGAAUGGGUUUCAGAAAACCAAUCGACAUUCCCUGAACAUGAUAUUGCUGUAAGAUCUAUUAAUACGGCUAGAAGUAACAUGCAGUGGGGUUCCGAACGGGCAGAAUUGAUUCUUGCUGCUUUAAGAGGAUCAGCAUCCACUGCGAUGCUGUCCAUGACAGUGCUGGCAGUCAGUCUAUUGGUUGUGAUGAUAAGAUAAUGUAAUAUAACUAAUAAGUAAUAAUAUUUAGUAUGUGAAAUGAAAUAUAUUGAUUGUAUUGUAGUAUUUUUUACUUGUUCGUAUUUAUCAAGUGAUUAUAAUUUGUUAGUAUAAAAAUAAGGUCCCACUUAAGGAUUUUGUUUUUUAAUUAUUGAAGGAUUCAAAUUUGAAUUUAAAAUAAUGAAUUUUUGGAGUCUGUGUUAUUGUAUUUUCCCCACAUAUGGAGUAUGAUAGGUGAAUAAAUUAUUUUAUAUACAAUGAUUAGAAUUCAUUGUAUUGAAUACUUAAUAACAAUAAAUAAAAAGUUUAUUAUUAUGAAGUAGUAGAAUUUAUUA
This is a messenger RNA of Achroia grisella, 3170 nucleotides long. RefSeq names its product membrane alanyl aminopeptidase-like. The coding region runs from base 1 to 2835 and encodes 944 amino acids. The transcript is spliced from 15 exons. The record is from RefSeq and is a predicted model, not a curated record. Gene Ontology annotation, cellular component: cytoplasm. NCBI's taxonomy places the organism in Eukaryota, Metazoa, Arthropoda, Insecta, Lepidoptera, Pyralidae. Gene Ontology annotation, molecular function: zinc ion binding; peptide binding; metalloaminopeptidase activity. Gene Ontology annotation, biological process: peptide catabolic process; proteolysis.